This is a messenger RNA of Perca fluviatilis (European perch), 1900 nucleotides long. It is a transcript of the gene slc7a11, whose product is annotated as solute carrier family 7 member 11. Gene Ontology annotation, cellular component: membrane. Gene Ontology annotation, molecular function: L-amino acid transmembrane transporter activity. The record is from RefSeq and is a predicted model, not a curated record. The transcript has 13 exons. NCBI's taxonomy places the organism in Eukaryota, Metazoa, Chordata, Actinopteri, Perciformes, Percidae. The coding region runs from base 270 to 1742 and encodes 490 amino acids. Gene Ontology annotation, biological process: amino acid transmembrane transport.
GAGCAGAGUAACUACGAAAGUUUGAAGUAAGAGGGGGUUAGGAGCACGCCUCCAGGGUGUACAGUGAGAGAUUAGUGAGCGGAGCAUGAAUGACAAUGAGAGACCGAGAGAGAGAGUUUUGUAACUUUGCCUGCACCAGUCACACAGGCUGAGUGGGUCCAGGCUAGAACAGAUCCCAGGUGAAACACACUUAGAGUCCCUUCCAAAAGAGAGAGAUAGAGAGACAGAGACUGCUUGGGGUCGAGUGUGUUAUAGGCAGUGUUUCAAAAAUGACCAAAAGGUCUGCAUCUACUCAGAAUGGUGGAAAAGUCGCAGCAAGUGGAGACAAAGUUUCCCAAAAUGGGACUGUGCAGGACGGGGACGACAGAAAGGUGGGACUGGGGAAGAAGGUGACGCUGCUCCGAGGGAUCUCCAUUAUCAUCGGCACCAUCAUCGGAGCCGGGAUCUUCAUCUCUCCAAAGGGCAUCCUGAAGCACUCGGGCAGUGUAGGAAUGUCCCUGGUAGUGUGGAUCGCCUGCGGGGUGCUGUCACUCUUCGGAGCCCUGUCCUACGCCGAACUGGGGACUUGUAUUAAGAAGUCCGGGGGCCAUUACACGUAUAUACUGGAAGCCUUUGGACCUCAGAUGGCUUUCGUAAGGCUAUGGGCUGAUCUCAUUGCUAUAAGGCCUGCAGCAUUGGCAGUCAUCUCUCUGGCCUUUGGUCAGUACAUCCUGGAGCCUCUGUUCAUGCCCUGUAGUAUCCCCCCUAUGGCUGUCAAAUUGGCCACCGCCAUCAGCAUAACCUCUGUUAUGUACCUGAACAGUAUGAGCGUGACAUGGACGGCUCGGAUUCAAAUCUUCCUCACCUUCAGCAAGCUGCUGGCCAUCGCCAUCAUCAUAGUGCCUGGAAUGUACCAGCUCUUUAAAGGAGAGACCAAGAACUUUGAGAAUGCCUUUGAUUUGAGCAAAGUGCACCUUUCUGGUAUGCCACUGGCCUUCUACUCUGGGAUGUAUGCAUACGCUGGGUGGUUCUAUUUGAACUUUGUGAUAGAGGAGGUAGAUAACCCUGAGCGGAAUGUGCCAUUAGCCAUCUGUAUCUCCAUGGCGAUUGUGACUUGCUGCUACGUGCUGACCAAUGUGGCGUACUACACUGUGAUGUCAGCAGAGGAGCUCCUGGCCUCGGAGGCAGUCGCUGUGACUUUUGCAGAGAAGCUGUUGGGAAACUUCUCGAUAGCGGUGCCGGUGUUUGUGGCCUUGUCCUGCUACGGCUCCAUGAAUGGCGGCACCUUUGCCUUAUCAAGGUACAAAUGCUUUCGUCUUUGCUGGCUUUCUUCUCACAUCUCUAGUAUACACCUUCCACUCCCAGCACUCCUUAUUAUUUACCCUAUGACAAUGCUCCAGCUGUUUGUAGGCGACAUCUACAGCCUGCUGAACUUCAUGAGCUUCCUGCGGUGGCUGUUCAUCGGUGUGGUGGUGCUGGGUUUAAUCUACCUCCGAUAUACCAAACCUGACCUCCCCCGCCCCUUUAAGGUCCCGCUCUUCAUCCCAGUGGUGUUCUGCCUCACAUGUUUCUUCAUGGUCUUCCUGUCUCUGUACUCGGACCCGGUCAACACAGGGAUUGGAUUUGCCAUUUCCCUCACUGGCAUCCCCGCCUACUAUAUCUUCAUUCACUUCAACCACAGACCAAAAUGGCUUCAGAGGGCUUUAGAUUCCUUCAACAGAAGCUUGCAGAUCAUCAUGCUUGCCGUUCCUGCUGAGAAAUAACAGUUCUCCACCACUACAUCACCUCCUCGUUCCCUUCAAAUCAUACAUACAUACUAAGCUGAACUGGAACUCUGAUUGAAAGUUUUAAAUGUCUCUGUUGAAUGUGACUUUUUUAAAUGUGUUAUAUUAAAAGGAUAAAGACUUAUGUGGAAAGGCCA